AUGAAGAAACCAUUGAGCAAUGUGCUGAGAUCCAUGCUCCGAGUUUUGCUGGUCGUGGUGAUUAUCACCUUCCUUGCAUUCGACGGGAUGCUUCCACUUGACGACGGAAGUAUCUUGCAGUCUGUAUUGCUCGGAGGUUUUGUCAAGGAAAAUCGAGAACUGGGAUCUUCGUUGCUUCGAGAAGGCGACGGUAUCGAAGCCAACAACAGUUUUUGUGUCCCGUGGACACAGAAUUCCGACAAUUGGUGGACUCACAAUGUUCAAUGGGAGAUGGACGUGGAAAGAGACAAUGAAACUCAUUAUUGCUUCAAGAGGAUUCGAAACGAAGAAAAGUUGAGAGCUCUCAAUGAGCUGUAUCAAGUUCAGUUUCUUCACGGGGACUGUAGCCAGACAGUGACCAAGAAGAUGUGGAGUUCCGGUUGGAACGCCGACAUGUUGAACAUUAUGGAUGGUUUGAAGCAUGCCGUCUUGCACCACAAGCCCUUUCAGAUUUCCAAUCAGCCAUGGCAUUACGCCAAUCCCAGGCUAGCCAAACCAGCGAUACAGGCAUACAAAGAUAUUGAGCCAGUUUGUCCGGAGGGUACCAUGUUUUGCUACUUUCUCCCUCUAUCCAACUGUUCUGCCGCCCCCGUGGUCAGCCCGAGAGACAUGUUGGAAGAGCAGUUUGUCGGAUCCCCCCGGUACCAGUGGUACUACGAGUAUGUCACUCGCCGUCAAACUUGGCUUCGCAAGGCCGUCUACGACUUUUCCAAGAAACAACAAACCAUGACAACACCGUGCACGGUCAUUCACAUUCGGCGUGGGGACGUGGUGCUACAUCCUGGCGAGUACAAGCGGCGAUAUCAUCCCGUCCGUGACUAUCUGAGACCCCAGUUCCAGGUACAACACAACAUUUUCCUCCUGACGGAUGACGCCAAUGCGAUUGCCGAGGCCAAGACGGAGUUUCCAAACUACAACUGGAUGUACGUUGACCGUCCCCGGUUCCAGGCGGCCGAAGGAGGCUUUGAGAACCAAAUGCCAUCGAAAGAUCCCAUCCAUGAAGUGGUGGUGAUUUUGACUGUGUUUCAAAUGGCUCGCAAGUGCCAAAGUUUGGUGCAUUCGCACAGUACCUUUGCGUCGCAAGUCUUGGCCGAAAUGGAAGCCAGUGCUGGGGCACCCAUUCGUCGGAUACAAAUUGACAUUGGUCCCGAUGUCUUUUCGGGUGUGCAUGGAAACACGCUGCAUAUUUCCAAGGACUACAACAACAGUACUUCGAAUGAAGGAAGCUCACCGUUCAGCAAGAAGUAUCGUACUCCAAAGGAACAAGAUAACUCACAGUUCAGCAGCACGAAUAGUGCUACAAAACGUGAAAGAAACUACCAACUCAGCAAGAAUAUUGCUGCAAAGGAAGGAAGGUCGCUGCCUCAGUCGUUCGAGCCAAUAAUCAACAAGAUCUACAACAAGUACAACAACAAAAAGCUUGGUCGAAAUGACAUUCCGGGAACUCGCCACAUCCUUAACAUUUAG
Seminavis robusta is the source of this 1506-nucleotide messenger RNA. NCBI's taxonomy places the organism in Eukaryota, Bacillariophyta, Bacillariophyceae, Naviculales, Naviculaceae. The record is from the annotation of a GenBank genome assembly.